Messenger RNA from Paramecium sonneborni, 3623 nucleotides. NCBI's taxonomy places the organism in Eukaryota, Ciliophora, Oligohymenophorea, Peniculida, Parameciidae. The record is from the annotation of a GenBank genome assembly.
AUGGCUUAAUCAAUAAUUUUAAUCCUUCUUUGCUUUAUUGAUUCUUGUGAUACUUAAUGGCAAACAAAUUAAAAUUAUUUAAGUUCUAAUUAGAUAUUUACUGACUAAACUGAAGAUUUUGUUUUACCAUUCUCAACAACUUAAGCUUAAUUUAUCACAUGUACAACACCUGCAACAAGUUAUAUGACUUUAAAUUCCACCAAACCUUCAGCAAAUUAUUUAAAAAAAUAAUUUUACUUUGAUGGAAGCUUUAUCAAUUUUGAUUUAUUUUUUUAGGGUACAUGGUCAAAUGAAUUUAUAAUUUUUACUAUAGGUGAUACCUUUUUAUACAAAUAUUUGUAUAUUUCACCCUAAAAUUAUCCAAUUACACAGGGAUUUUGUGAUAAUUUAAUUGUGGAUGUUAAAUCUAUCAAUUUUACACUUACAAAUACAAUAUAAGAUAAAAUCUAAUUCACUUCUACAGGUUAAGGAGAUGCAUAAGUUUCAAUUAAAAAUGUAAUUGUUUCCAGACAUAUAUGUUUUCCAUCAUGCAGUUCAUGUACAGGUCCAAAAUUCAAUUAAUGCACAAAUUGUUAUUACGGAUCUGUUACUAAUAAUAUAUGUCCGCCUUGCUCAUCUAAUUAAUAUUAUAUGAAAUACCAAGGAUGUAAAGAUAUUUGUGAUAUAUACUCUCCAAUAGUCUAUAAAGGAUUCUGUUAAAGUUAUCCAAGUAAAUAUUUUUCAAUUUUUUAAUUUUAGUUUCUAAAAUUUUUUCAUUUGAAUUUUAAUCAUCUAAUCCUCUCCAUCCUGAGAAUAUGAAGUGGUCAAUCAUAUAUGACUUAUUAAAUAUCGAUGCUUCUCCAAAACCAUAAUAGAUCAACCGAUACCUGUAUGGGAUAUUUAAGUUUAAUUCAGGUAUCUAUAGAUUUUUCAAUUAAUUAUCUACUUAUUCUUUUUCAACUUAUUUAAUUGGAUUAAAAAUUUCGAUUCUACUUUUUUAUGAUAUUCCAUUAAAUUGUGGAAUAUAAUUUAAGAUUAAUGAUGUAUAUUCUGGAUCCAUUUAUAGAAAUGCCUCAGGAAUUCAAACACAUAAAUUAAAAAUAUUUUAAACCUAAUUAUAUGAUUCAUAUUUAAAUUAUUCUUUAAGGAAAAGUUAUGAUUUAAUUACAUACUUAAACAUUCCUAAAUCCCAAAUUGUAUUUUCUGCUAUUGGAAAUUAUACGUAAUUAUUAAUUUAUUUAUAUUAGUGAUGACACUGCAGGUUGGGGAAUGGUUUCAAUAGAAUUUACUUCAGGAUAUUGUCCUUAAUAUUGCAAUUUAUGCGAAGUAUCAUUUAAAUGUAAAACUUGUUAAAAUGGAUACUAUAUGUAUAGAGAUGGUAGCUGCAUAUCUAAUUGCUCUUCUUCAUAUCAGAAAUUAAUUGAUUUAUAUUGUUAUGAUUACGAUGAUGAAACACCUUGUAUUUAUAUAUUUAUGUAUUUAGAUUCUUAAUAUUUGAUUUAAGAAUAUACAAAUCUAGCAACUGAUCCUGAUUAAUAUUAAUAAUAUACAUUAAUAUUUUAAGAAGGUUCAAACUUUUUAAAAGGAUUGGAUAUAUAUUAUUCAUAUUGGUAAGAAUAUAGAGUUUUUGGAGGUCCUUUUGUUUGGGCUUAAGCUAAAUUUCAAAGAAUUCAUGAGAUAAUUGAUCCACAUCAUAGUAUCACUAUUGGAUUUUAUAUAAUUUAUGGACCAUAAUUUCCAUCUGAUGGAGGAUUUAUAUAUACAAUUUAAAAUAAUACACCAGUUACUAAAUCAUCAUCAGCUUAUCAUUCACUUUACUCUGAUGGAUCUAAAGAUGAUAAAAUAUAUGAAAGAAUAGUUCAUAAUACAAAUAAUUUAAUAAUUAGUUGGGAGUGUUUUGGAAAGAAUAACGAGCCUGUUUAUGCUUAUUGUGGAUUUUAUAAUUAUUAUAUUGCAGUUCAUUAUUGUUAACCUUAUUGUUUAUCAUGUUAAGAUUAGAAUAAAUGUACUUUAUGGAAUAGUAGUUAUGAUUCAAAAAUUGUAAGAUUCUCUUAAGAAGAAUGUUUAAAUACUUAAUAUUUUGAUCGAGAUUCUUUUUAAUGUUUGUAGUGUCUUUUACCUUGUUUAACAUGUAAAUCGAAAAUAGAUUGUUUAACUUGUGUAUCAACUUAUACGAAAACUAAAUUAGGAUGUAUAUGUAAAAUUAAUCAGUAUGAAGAUAAAAAUCAAUGCUUUAAUUGCCCAAAUGAAUGUAAUUAAUGUUUAAGUUAGACUUACUGUAUUGAGUGUUUAAUUUCUAAUAAUAGAAAACUUAUAAAUGGAUAAUGCAAUUGUAUAGAUGGAUAUUAUUCAAUAAUAUCGAAUCCUUAAUGCUAAUUAUGUGAUUAAUUUUGUAAAACUUGUUUUGGACCUACAUUUAAUGAUUGUUUAACAUGUUCAAAUAUUAUUAAUAUUGAAAUAAUAGGAACAACAUGUAGAUGUCCAAUAGGUUCAUAUUAUGAUGAUGCUUUAAGAACAUGUUCUUAAUGCCAUUAAUCAUGCUUAACUUGCUAUAAAAAUACAAUUAAUAGUUGUUUGACAUGUAAUCCUACUUUAAAUAGAAUUUUAAAAGGAUUAGUAUGUGAAUGUGCUCCUGGUUAUUAUGAUUUAAACAAUAUUUGUGCAAGUAUAAUUUAUAAUAAUAAUUUUAGAUUGCCCAAUUAAUGAAGAUAAAACUUUAAAUUAAUGUUAUAAAUAUUGUAAUAAUAAUUAAUCAAUAUGGUAUUCAAUUAUUUGUAAUUCUUGUGAUCCUGGAUUUCAAUUAAUAUCUGGAGAAUGCUAACCUAUUUGUGGAGAUUUAUAAAUAAAAGGAUAUGAAUAAUGUGAUAAUAAUUCAAAUCUAAUUGAUUUAUGUUAUAAUUGCUAAUUUAAAUGUCCAAUUCAUUGUCAAACAUGUAAUGAAACAACUACUUUACCUUGUCCAGAUAUUUGUGGAGAUGGAAUUAUUACUGGAAUUGAAGAAUGUGAAGAUGGAAAUACAAUUUAAUAUGAUGGAUGUUUUGAUUGUAAAUAUUAAUGUUAACCUGAAUGUACAAAAUGUAUUAAAGGAGAGUGUUUUGAAUGCGCAAAUAGAGGAUAGUACAUUAGCCAACAACUACUCCAUGGUUAUGCAAAGAUAAAUGUAGAGAUUCAAUCAAAACUGGAGAUGAAUAAUGUGAAGAUAACAAUUAAGAUGAUACAGAUGGAUGCAAAGAUUGUAAAUAUUAUUGUAGAAUUGGUUGUUCCUCUUGUGAUUAUAACACAAAAACUUGUUUAAGUUGUGAAUUACCUGGGUUUGCUCCUUAUGAAUAUUAUUGUGAAAAUAUUUGUGGAGAUGGGAUAGUUGUUAUUGAUCCUUAUGGAUUUUAUUAAGAAUAAUGUGAUGAUGGAAAUACAACUAAUAAUGAUGGUUGUAGUAAUAAAUGUUAAUAUUAAUGUUAAUCAUCUACAAUAUGCAUAAAUUGUAUUGAUAAUAGACGUUAAAUAUGUGCUUAAGGAUACUACCUUUCAAAAUCUAAAAUUUGCAAUCCUCUGUGUUAAAUCAAUAAUAUAUUGCCUUAUAAAGGAUGCUAAAAUUACUAAUCAUAUUGUUAGGUUUCCUGUCUUAUUUGUGAUACAAAUGGUCU